GGCUCUUAGCUAAAGGCACAGCUAAGCUAGGCACGGCUAGGAUACCUCUGACAGAGUUUGGAGCCAUGGCUGCAAUGGCUGGACUCGUGCGAACAUGCCUAUCCCGAUCUUUGAGGCAAGGAGCUUUCUCAAGACUUUCUGGUUUUGGCGCCAGUGCUCCUUCUUGGCAGUACAGGUGCUUCAGCGCAGCUCCUCGUCAGGAGCGUGUGAUUGCCGCAGUCGAGAGGUACAUGAAAGCUCGGAAAGAUGAUCUCCUCCGUGACAGUGACAGCGGAGCCGAAAACCGCGAAGAGUCACUGAAAGCCUUGGACAAAACCGUCUCUGUCGAGACCCGGUGGGAAGAAUUAAAGUUUGAUGACAUCGACAAGGUGGAAGUGCUUUUGGAGGUCGAAGAUGAAUUCAGCCAUGUGAUCCCUGAUGCAGAUGCCGACAGCAUCAAUUCCGUACAAGAGAUCUUGAGCUACUUGGACAAGGCUGGCGUGAAUUGAAGCGUGGGGCGAUUUUGUGCGGCACACUUGGAUGAAGAAUCAUGUGACGAAUUCCGUGAGUGCCCUCUAGCGGCCAUCCAUAGGCCACUUGUGAAAAUGCCUGCUGUGCCGGCAAGACCCUCGUGAACCAAUGCGACCCAGAAAACGGG
Durusdinium trenchii is the source of this 637-nucleotide messenger RNA. Lineage: Eukaryota; Dinophyceae; Suessiales; Symbiodiniaceae. The record is from the annotation of a GenBank genome assembly.